This is a messenger RNA of Phycomyces blakesleeanus NRRL 1555(-), 2097 nucleotides long. RefSeq lists its product as hypothetical. Gene Ontology annotation, biological process: ribosomal large subunit export from nucleus; ribosomal large subunit biogenesis. The annotation marks the transcript as partial. The transcript has 6 exons. NCBI's taxonomy places the organism in Eukaryota, Fungi, Mucoromycota, Mucoromycetes, Mucorales, Phycomycetaceae. The record is from RefSeq and is a predicted model, not a curated record. Gene Ontology annotation, cellular component: nucleolus.
AUGGGCAAGCGCAACAGAGAGGCAUUGUUGCCAACUCAUCUUCCUCAACUUCAAAACUUGAUCAAGCGUGAUCCCAAGUCCUAUGAAGCCGAGUUUCUCCAACAGUACCGACAUUUCCAGUCCUCUCUGGCCAUCUUUUGCCUUAAGCCAGAUGAGGAAGCAAAGGAACUCUCAGAUCUCGUCAUGUUCAUGAGCCACGUUCUCCAAUGCUACCCUAAAGAAACUGCCGGUUUUCCUGAGCAGAUUGUUGAUAUCCUCAAGGAGCACUGCAUGGUGCUCCAUCCCGAAGUCCGCAAGACACUUGUCCAGGCUUUGAUUCUCAUGCGUCACAGAGGUGUUAUCGAUAACACUCGUCUGCUCCCCCUCUUUUUCACUCUCUUCAAAUGCAAGGAUAAACACUUGCGUGAACAACUCUACACCCACAUUGUCACAGAUAUCAAGACCUCGAAUGCAAAGGCGAAAAACAAUAAACUCAACAAAACCCUCCAGUCAUAUAUGUUCACCAUGCUUGAAUCAGCAAAGACAGGAAACAGCGAAGAGAACGCAAUUGCAGCAAAGAAGAGUAUAGAUAUUUGCAUUGAUUUGUACAACAAAAACGUUUGGAACGAUGCAAAGACUGUCAAUGUUAUUGCUGAGGCCUGUUUCUCGCCCGUACCAAAGAUCGCAGUUACUGCAAUCAAAUUCUUUUUGACUUCAGAUGAGCAUGAAGAAGAAGAGAGCGACGACGAAGAGGUAAGAAAAAAAAAACAAAAAAUAGGGCAGAUAAAAAUGCAACAAGCCAACGUAGUCAGUAAAAAAACUAAGUCCAAGGCCCGUAAAAUGGAUGCUGCCAAGAAGAAGAUCAAGCGUAAGAGUAAGGCAAAAGAAAAGUCUGAGGUCUUCAACUUUUCUGCUCUUCACUUGUUGAACGAUGCUCAAGGUUUUGCGGAGAAGUUGCAUUCAAAGCUGGCUUCAAAGGAGGAUCGAUGGGAAAUCCGUGUGAUGAAGAUGAACCUUGUAUCUCGUGUUAUUGGUCUUCACCAGCUUAUUAUUCUCGGUUUCUAUCCCAUGUUGAUCAAAUACCUCCAGCCUUCCCAGAAGGAUGUCACUAUGGUCCUUGUCAGUGCUGCACAGGCAAGUCAUCCUCUUGUCCCUCCGGAUGUUCUCGAGACCGUAUUGAAAGCCAUCGCCAACAACUUUGUUACUGACAGAGUAGCAAAUGAAGUUAUGGCUGUUGGUCUCAACGGUAUUCGUGAAAUCUGUGCUCGUCAGCCUUUGGCUAUCGAUGUCACUCUUCUCCAGGAUUUGACGCAGUAUAAGAACCAUCGUGACAAGAGUGUGAUGAUGGCAGCACGCUCCCUGAUUGCUCUCUUCAGAGAAAUCAACCCCGAGAUGCUCAUGCGUAAGGACCGUGGCAAGACUGCUACUGUCCGUAUGAAGGAUGGAAGCAUCAAGACUGUUCAGUAUGGUUCUGCUAGUUCACUUGGUGUCGAAGGUUUCCAGGGUAUUGAGUUACUCGAGGAGGCAGAUAUUGCAGAAGAUGAGAAUGCUGGAUGGGAAGGAUGGGAAGAAGAAGAAGAAAGUGACAGUGACGAAGAUGGUUGGAUCAAUGUUGGCGAUGGCGAUGAACCAGUUACUAUCGCUAUGAGUGACGAUGAAGACGAGAAGCCAGCCACCACAAAGACCGAGGGCGAUCAGCCAAAGACACGCCGUAUUGAUGCAGCGAUGAGAUUGGCAAGCACACGUAUUCUGACACCCGCAGAUUUUGCCAAAUUGAACGAACUCAAGGUUGCAAAUGAAGCUGAGAUCAUCGUCAAGGGCAAGAAGAGACCAGCUGAAGAGAGGUUAGUAGACGAAUUUGCUAUUCUCGGACCUCGUAAGAAGGCCAAGCAAGAUUAUGAAGAGAGAAUGGCUUCUAUUCAGGAGGGCCGCGAGGGCCGCGAGAAAUUCGGAUCAAAGAAGGGUAACAAGGACAGAGGCAGCACAACCAACCGUGAGAAGUCACGAAACAAGAACUAUGUGAUGAUUGCACACAAACGCGACGUCGUAAUGAAGGCAAAGCGAAGUAUGAAGGACAAGCAGGUCGCACAUCGGGCGGCUAUAGAGAAGCAGAAGAAA